AAUAAUGUAGUUAUCAUACUUUUGUUCCAUUUAUCUCAUAAUUCGUUGGAGAAGUUGCAGAUCUAACAGUGUAUGGAUGAAAGAAAAACUGAGGCGUAGCGUUGCUCUGACGCGCACAGCCUGAUCCAGACCAGCUGGAGAUCAGGGGACGCGGUGCUAGUUCUCUGCACUAGCUGCAGCUCUACUAGCAACAGACAGGGACUGUCAUGCGAAUCAGCUGUACGAACAAGGAAGGGAUCAACAACAACAGGGCAUUUCCCAUAAUAAGGAAGGCAGCAGGAUGGCGGGAGCAGAGGUAUGCACCCCUGCAAACCCGACCUGCAAAAUUAUGACCUUCAGGCCAACCAUGGAGGAAUUCAAAGACUUCAACCAGUACCUGGUGUAUAUGGAGUCCCAAGGUGCCCAUCGAGCAGGUUUGGCAAAGGUUAUACCACCAAAAGGAUGGAAACCUCGGCGCACAUAUGAUGACAUAGAUGACCUUGAUGCCCCCAUCCAACAGAUGGUAGCAGGCCAGUCAGGGCUGUUUACUCAAUAUAAUAUCCAGAAGAAGCCGCUAAGUGUCCAAGAGUUUCGUAGAUUAGCGAAUAGUGACAUGUACUGCACACCACGCUACUUAAAUUAUGAAGAUCUUGAGAGAAAGUACUGGAAGAACCUCACAUUUGUCUCACCCAUUUAUGGUGCUGAUGUUGGUGGCAGCCUUUACGAUGAGGAUGUAGAGGAGUGGAACAUUGCCCACUUAAACUCUAUCUUGGAUGUCAUAGAGGAGGACUGUGGUGUAUCUAUCCAGGGGGUUAACACUCCAUAUCUUUAUUUUGGGAUGUGGAAGACUUCAUUCUCAUGGCACACUGAAGACAUGGACCUGUACAGUAUCAACUACCUACACUUUGGAGAACCCAAGUCUUGGUAUGCCAUACCCCCUGAGCAUGGAAAGAGGCUUGAGCGCUUGGCCACAGGCUUUUUCCCCAAUAGCUUCAAGGGCUGUGAAGCUUUUCUUCGGCACAAGAUGACUUUAAUUUCUCCUUCCAUACUCAAGAAAUAUGGUAUUCCCUUUGAUAAGAUAACUCAAGAAGCUGGAGAGUUUAUGAUCACAUUUCCUUAUGGUUACCAUGCUGGCUUCAACCAUGGCUUCAACUGUGCAGAAUCCACUAAUUUUGCUACAGUCCGUUGGAUAGAUUAUGGAAAAGUGGCGACACAGUGUACAUGUAGCAAGGACAUGGUUAAGAUCUCCAUGGAGCCUUUUGUCAAGCGCUUUCAGCCUGAUCGUUAUGCCAGCUGGAUGCUAGGCAAAGAUUCUGUACCACUUGAUCACACUAUGGCCACUCCUCGUACAACACCUGAACUGCAGAGUUGGCUUCAAAGACGGCGCAAGAAUAAACCUACCAAUAAAGGUACCCAGUCCCGCAUGGGGUCUAAGCGUCUGAGAACCACAGAGGAACCUGUUGGGCUGGACAAAUGCUCAGAAGUAUCCAACUGCAAGAAGAAGGGUGCCGUUGGUCCACUAGGGCCCAAAGUGUGGAGGCCAAAAGCAGGACUAUCGAACACCAAGAAAAAACAAAAUAGACAAGCAGAGUCAAAACGCAAAUUGAUCCCAAACUCAAUAGAAUUUUCUGAUGCUUGCAGACAGAUGUGUGUGGUCAAAGUAAAUCGAGUGGAGAGUGAUCUGGGCAUUUCUAACCUUUUCCCUAAAGCUUCUGUGACCAUGACCAAGAAUGACACAAAUGAGACAGACACUAGAAAUGAUUCACAACACUCCUCAGGACAUGUAAAACGGACUCCAGUAGGUAACACUCACUGUUCUGAGUCUUGCUCCUCUCAACUACCAGACCUCUCUACAUCUCAGGACUGUCCCACCAGGACUCCGUCCCCAAAAGGCGACUCCUGCAGCACUGCUGUCCACUCAAAUGUGUCUCAGACUGAAAGAUGUCUGAGUGCCUCAGCAGAUCAGACCUGGAGUUGUCUAAGCCAAUCACCAAAGACAGUCCCUGGGAAUUGUAGAAACCAUGUAGAAUCACACAAAAUGGACAUAGACCCACAACAUAUCAGCACAAACACUGAAGCACUUUAUAAGAAAAGAGAGCCAGCAGAUGGAGGCAGUCAUUCACUUUGUGACUUGAUAUCCACUUCAGUUCAUGGCAGCAUUUUAAAAGAAAGCAACACUGAGACGAACCUUCUACCUCCUCUGCUACAGAUGAAUGCAGUAGAUAUGCCACAUCUAAAGCCUGAGCCAGCAGAUCAGCUUGGAACCUGCCCUUUGCCACCUGUAUUGACCCAAGAGAUGCCCUCUCUUACCCCUGCUGAUGAGGGGCCAACUCAUGACCAGAAAUGUAGAUUGUACACUCACCAAAGUGCGCCUGUGCUGCAGCCUGAAGCACCAUCUGGCUCCUCAUCUUCACAAAGCAUCCAACAAGCUCAAAUAAACCUGAACCAAUCAGAAUCAGUGCCUGUAAGUCAUCAGGAUUCUCAAUGUAGUAAAGGUGUGUUGUUAAAGGACAAUAUAACCGAAUUAACCACAAUUACAAUGCACAAACAAACUUCCAAUGACAGUGUUUUUCUUGGACACAGUAUAGCUACAAGGGGAGCCCUUGUCCAAACGUCAGAUCUCCAAAUGGAACAACAGUCUAUCUCAUGUAAUGACCAGUUAAAGCUUUCUGCAUUCUCAAAAGUAGAUGAUGGAGUAACAUUGAGCAAUUCAGAUUCUAGUAAGAUAACACAUGGUGAUAAUAGUACAGACCACUUUGCUCCCUUGUGCUCACAAGAUCACUCAGUGAUGAACUCUUCUUCACACUGUUCACCCCAUUGUGCUUCCACAGUGCCAAAACCCUGCACCAGUCUCUGGUCAAACUUUGGUUCUCAAAGUUCGACGGUGAUCAGUCCUGAGCUCUCAUCAGACUUCACUCAUGAGUCUCUCCCUUACACCAUGUGGACUGAGCCUCAGUGCAAACAGGUGUCAGACUCUGAUGAACAGUGUGGGUCAAACAGCCAGGAGGGGGAGAGUGGGGCUCUCACCUGGGCACAGCUGCAGCCCACCUCUCUGCUCAACGCUGUGGAGCCUCUUGACCCCAGUGAAGAUUAUGAACUUCUGAGGGGAGAGUCUGAUGAAAUGGAAGCCCUUUCACAUUAUCCAGAGUUGAAAAGAGAAAGAAAGAGAGAACCAGAGCAAGAUGGUGUGUCUGAUUUAGAUGAUGUGGAGUCAGAUGAAGAGGAGGAACAGCAGCAGUACAAUGCCAAGAGCAGUAGUGAUUCAUUUGAUGAAGAGGAUGACAGUGAUCCUAGGAGCAGUGAGGGUGGUGAUUCUGCUCUGGGACGUGGGAAGUACGCUGCAUUAUCCAUCAGGAGGACGGCUAAGAGCUGGCGUCACCCACUCAGGAAACCCACUGCCAGGGCCGUACCAACAGCUGUCAAACAGCAGACUGCCAGUGAUGAAGAACCACCUGAAGCAAGUCUGGCAGAAGAAGAGGAACGGGAAAUGGAAGCCUGGGCAAAGCCCCUCUUCCACCUCUGGCAGAAUAAGAAGAGUUGUUUUUCUGCAGAAAAGGAGUACAAUGCACUUAUUGCCACCAUGCAGCCGUACUGUGCUGUUUGUACGCUCUUUAUGCCUUAUUAUCAGGCUGAAGACAAAGCAGAGGAGUUGAGGUCCCCAGUAGUUGAGAACAUGUCCUCGCCUCCCAGUCCGACCCAUGUCACUAGAGGUCCUACACGGAGCAAACCUUUAAUUCCAGAGAUCUGCUUUUCUUUUCGGGAGCAAAGCUCUCCUCCAACUCCCACGAACCCUUUGUUACAAGAGGAUGGCACCUCCCUUUUACUAUAUUGCCAAGGCUGUUGUCUACAAGUUCAUGCAAGCUGCUAUGGCGUUACUACAGAUGUCAUCAGUGAACGUUGGUCAUGUGAUCGAUGUACUGAAGAAUGCGUCACAGCAGAAUGCUGCCUUUGUAAUCUCAGAGGGGGGGCUCUAAAGAAAACCCAAAAUGACAAAUGGGCCCAUGUGAUGUGCGCUAUAGCUUUGCCAGAGGUGCGGUUUGGUGACGAAGCUAAGAGGAGUCCCAUUGACACCAGCAGGAUCCCAAUGCAACGCUUUAAACUGGUGCGGACACACACACACGCACACAUAUGCACGCAUGCACAGAAAGACGAACACAGAGGCUGUGCAGGAAUUCCCCAGGUCCUUGAGGACUGGCUCGCUCUUAAUUAAUGAAGUGUUCACAGUUCUAAUUAACAAUGUGAGAUGAACAUACCCGCAGUCA
This is a messenger RNA of Boleophthalmus pectinirostris (great blue-spotted mudskipper), 4241 nucleotides long. Its product is annotated as lysine-specific demethylase 4C-like. Lineage: Eukaryota; Metazoa; Chordata; Actinopteri; Gobiiformes; Gobiidae. The transcript has 17 exons. Gene Ontology annotation, biological process: chromatin remodeling. Gene Ontology annotation, molecular function: histone H3K9 demethylase activity; histone H3K36 demethylase activity. Gene Ontology annotation, cellular component: nucleus. The record is from RefSeq and is a predicted model, not a curated record. The coding region runs from base 281 to 4189 and encodes 1302 amino acids.